Messenger RNA from Brassica rapa (field mustard), 467 nucleotides. RefSeq lists its product as uncharacterized. The record is from RefSeq and is a predicted model, not a curated record. NCBI's taxonomy places the organism in Eukaryota, Viridiplantae, Streptophyta, Magnoliopsida, Brassicales, Brassicaceae.
GUUAGAGACUUUGAAACGAUGUCGGGAUUUCCAGGUUUGAGUUUUCUAGGCCCAAAAGGCAAGAACGCUGUUGUAGCGGGAGGCUUGACAGCAUUUGUUUUUGGGGUUUAUUUCUACACGAUGAAGGCUGUUGGUGGCACGGACGAGCUUCAGAUGGCUAUAGACAAGUUUGAAGACCAGAAACAGGUCGAGACCGACCCCAAGGUUACAGCGAAAGUCUGAUCUUCAGAGGCUUUUGAUAAGUCCAAUAAAACAUGUUCAUCUUUUGUCUUCCCAAGUUCUUACUUUUACGAGUUUGGCUCGUUUCUGUGUGUUUGAGUCUUUAAGUCCAAUCCUUGAAACAAUGGUUAAACAAGAGAAUGUCUAAUACGACUUCGUUUUGAUGUUUUUGACAUUGUUGUCAUAUAAUCUUGUACCUAAACGUUUGUUGGAAGGUUUGGUUAUCCAUAAGAGUUUUAUUAGCCUGG